GCAGAUCCAACUGACAGUCUCCUUGCACGUUAAAGCUUCGCUGCGAUUCCAAAGUGCGUACUACCUAGGAUGACCCUCCUGUUCGCCUCCCGCGUGCUUGUCAAGCGCGCUGGCGCCUUUACGACGCCUGUAAGUGGUCGCAGCGUGUAUACUAAGGGCCUGGCCAAGGACAUGAUGAGCAAGUCCUGCUACAAUGGCGUCAACUUCGUCAUCCCUGAGAAGGCCACCGUGUUUGAGGCACUGAAGCGCAUGGCGGGUAUUAACCUCGGCUGUCUCGCCGUCAGUGGCGAAGGCGGCAAGUUCGUAGGUAUCCUCACGGAGCGCGACUACCUGAAGAAGGUGGAGCUUCAAGGGCUCACGGCCAAAGACACACUCGUGAAGCAGAUCAUGACGAACCGAGCCCGUCUCAUCGUCGCUUAUGCGAAUGAGACUCCCAGCCAGCUUAUGACCAAGAUGCUCUCCAGUGACAUUCGUCACUUGCCCGUGGUCAACGACGAUGGCGAUCUAAUCGGCAUGCUGUCCAUCAAGGAUUUGGUGCGCGAAAUCAACCGUGAGCACGACGCCGACAUGGACACACUCAGCAAUUUCGCUAUGGGCCACGGCGGUCACUUUGUGUUGGACUAAAGUAAUCGCCGCCUGCUGUAGAGGAAUGAAUUAUCUCUACACAAUCCUCCCGCUUGAUUUACCGAAUGCUAGAGCUCCUGCUGUGCUCGCUCGUCUCUUUGCUCGUAACGGAUUUUAAACUCGAGCAAUGCUGCAUUGUUUUUCCCUUAGCGACUGGACUAGUUAAAUCACGAAUGCGAGUAGUACAAUUGGCCUUGUCUGAAUCUGGCGAGUUUAGUGACAAGCCAAGGCUUAUCAUGAGCAGUUCCGUUUUACCUGCCGGCCACAGUACGCCAUCGAGCUCUCUAUGGCGUGAAAGGCUCGCUAUUGUGCUUUCAGA
This is a messenger RNA of Phytophthora nicotianae INRA-310, 943 nucleotides long. RefSeq lists its product as hypothetical. The coding region runs from base 70 to 624 and encodes 184 amino acids. The record is from RefSeq and is a predicted model, not a curated record. The transcript is spliced from 2 exons. Lineage: Eukaryota; Oomycota; Peronosporomycetes; Peronosporales; Peronosporaceae.